Molecule: messenger RNA, 3115 nt
Organism: Megalobrama amblycephala (Wuchang bream)
Lineage: Eukaryota; Metazoa; Chordata; Actinopteri; Cypriniformes; Xenocyprididae
Gene: sntg1
Product: syntrophin, gamma 1
Exons: 19
Coding region: 715-2325 (536 amino acids)
Cellular component (GO): intracellular anatomical structure; dystrophin-associated glycoprotein complex
Molecular function (GO): structural molecule activity; protein binding
Source: RefSeq, a predicted model, not a curated record
GUAAAUAUAGUAGGCAGUGUACAGUAUAUAGUGCGCAGUAUGCAGUACAACGGCGUUCCAUUUCGAACACAGAACGUUCUCCCAAAUGCGAGUGAUUUGGCUUACAAACGCGUUCGAAUCGGCUCGAUCGAAUCAUUCAAAAGAGCCAGUUCAAAGAACGGUUGGUUCGCGAAUCGAACUUCGCUACUUGUGGUUUUCAGCCGGUCAUUAUUAUUGCUCAGGAUGCCUAGCGACAGCAGGAGAUAUUUAGAUGGAAAGCUGCAUGGCUCAGAUUGCGGAGGAUGCUGGAGAACAAGACGGCAGAUGUGUCUCGCCUGUUGUGGGAAUAUAAACUAAGAGCAAGUUUAAAGGACUCGCUUUGGAGGAUUUUGCCAAGCGGUUGCGGAUGGAGACUGUGCAUUAGUGGUCGUUAUGAUCUGGAGGCUGAACACUCAUUUUCCCAUAGACAUUGAUGACAAAUGCAAGAGGAAUGGAAGAAUUAUGAACUUGAAGGAGUGGAACCAAUUGCAAAUUACCACCUGUUAGUUGAAUAUCAGCAGCUGCAGGACUCUGGCUGGGCCUGAGGGCCAAAAUCUCUUACUGGAAUAAAGGAAGGAAGAAAAGGAAAACAUCAGCCCUGAACAAGCCUCCCCUGCCUCCUUCCCCAUGGCUUGACCUCCAUGCUUGCUGUGCUGAAGAUCUUUCCCUGGAGGGCUGUUUCUCUGACCUUAGCACAUGGAUUUCAAGACUUCAAAUGAAGAGACAAAGACUGGGAUUUAUUUGCUUCAAGAUGGUAGCGAGGAGCCUUUCAAUAUCCGUCUGCACCUGGCCAAAGAUAUUCUCACCAUUCAAGAGCAAGACGUCAUCUGUGUGUCUGGAGAACCGUUCUACUCAAGUGAGAGAACAGUAACUAUCCGUCGGCAGACAAUCGGAGGGUUUGGUUUGAGCAUCAAGGGUGGUGCUGAACACAAGAUCCCUGUUGUGAUAUCUAAAAUAUCAAAAGAACAGAAGGCUGAACUUUCCGGACUUCUGUUUAUCGGGGAUGGAAUUCUCCAGAUAAACGGGAUUAACGUGAGGAGUUAUCGCCAUGAAGAAGUGGUGCAGGUUCUGCGAAACGCAGGUGAGGAAGUGACUCUGACUGUGUCUUUCCUGAAGAGGACACCUGCAUUUCUGAAGCUGCCGCUCUGUGAAGACUGCUCAUGUACGUCUGUGUUCGGACACGCUACAUUCACCGGUAUACCAAGUGAUCAGAGCAGUGGAACGUCGUCUCCAUUGUGUGACAGUGGCUUGCAUCUGAACUACCAUCCCAACAACACGGACACAUUGUCUUGCUCGUCUUGGCCGAUGUCUCCGGGGUUGCGCUGGGAGAAGAGAUGGGUGGAUCUUCGACUCAUCCCCCUAUUGCACGCGCGUCUGUCCCAGUACGUCCCAGGUACUGACAUUUGCAGGCAAAAUGCCUUUCAAGUCGUUGCUGUGGAUGGGGUGUGCAGCGGGGUCAUUCAGUGCCCCGGUACUGAUGAAUGCACCGACUGGCUGCAAGCAAUAGCUACUAACAUUUCUGCCCUCACCAAGCACAACGUGAAGAAGAUAAACAGAAACUUUCCAGUAAACCAGCAGAUCAUAUAUAUGGGCUGGGUAGACGAGAAAGAACAAGAUUCUGUUCAGGACCGAAUGUACACACCAAAGUUUCUUGCCUUGAGGGGUUCAUCUCUCUUCAAAUUUUCCGCACCUCCAGUCACCACCUGGGACUGGACCAGAGCGGAGAAAAGCUUCACCGUCUAUGAGAUUAUGUUCAAGAUACUGAAGGACAGUGAGCUGGUGGACAAACGCAAGCACUGCUUCAGUGUUCAGACGGACUCUGGAGAGGACAUCUUCUUCAGCGUGGAGCUGGAAUGUGAGCUGCUUCUGUGGGAGAAAGCCUUUCAGAUGGCCACGUUCUUCGAAGUGGAACGAAUACAGUGUAAAACAUAUGCUUGCAUUGUGGACAGCCAUCUCAUGGGGCUCACCAUUGAUUUCAGCAUGGGCUUCGUGUGCUUCGAUGCUGCGUCAAAGGCAGUGCUGUGGAGAUAUAAGUUCUCCCAGCUUAAAGGAUCAUCAGAUGAUGGAAAGAGUAAAAUCAAGUUCCUGUUCCAGAAUCAAGACACAAAACUUAUUGAAGCAAAGGAACUGGAAUUCUCCAACCUCUUUGCAGUUCUCCACUGCAUCCACGCGUUCUUCGCAGCCAAAGUGGCUUGUUUGGAUCCCAUGUUUGUGAGCAGCCGAAAUGCCGCCAUGGCCCCCGUGGUUUCCACGACUUCCACCUUAACCGCCCCACCACAGAUAUCCAAGAUCAAAUACACGAGCUGACAGACUCCAGUCACGGAUCCUCUCCUUCCAGACAUUGAAAAGGUAGGAUGAGAGGAACUAAACCCGACAAACAAUUGACAGACAGCGGAUGUCCACUUUGAAACGGACAAUUCAAGUACGUAACACUGAAAUCCUCUCUAUACCCUCCGGAUGGGAAACUCCAGACUCAAACAUGAACUGAACAUUUUUAGGAUUAUGUUUCCAGUUGAAGAUGUUCCUGGUUCGCUUUCAGCUGCAGCCAUUAGAAAGUUGGACUCCUCCCCUUUGAUAUUCAAAUGAUAUGAACACUUCUUUGUGUAUACUUUUAAACUAUUAUUAAAUCUGGUGAUUGAUUGGAAUGAAGCUGUUGUGAAACUGCCAUGAAGUUCCUGAGCCUCUGUUGAUGCUUUUUUUACAAAUAGCAAUUUAGUUAACCAGAGUAAUACCAGCCAUCUUAAACUUACAUUUACAGUAAUAAACACAUUUUCUGAAUGUUCGUUACAUAUCUGCGGAGCCCCACACAUGAUAAAAAUAUAUAUAGAUCGUGUUCACGAAUUAAGAAUUCGAUCUCUCGUUUUAGUUCAAUCGUGGCCACAAAUGAAGAAUUCACAUGUUCACAUGACUUGUUUUAGUAAAUUUUGGCCACGUUUUAUGAAUUCAUUCACUUGUUUUGAUUUAAAGGAGUCCUUGAUUUCACUUUUUUAACUUUAGUCAGUGUGUAAUGUUGCUGUUUGAGCAUAAACAACAUCUGCAAAGUUACGACGCUCAAAGUUCAAUGCAAAGGGAGAUGUCAGUGUCAGGCUGAACACCG